Molecule: messenger RNA, 2049 nt
Organism: Pelodiscus sinensis (Chinese soft-shelled turtle)
Lineage: Eukaryota; Metazoa; Chordata; Testudines; Trionychidae
Source: RefSeq, a predicted model, not a curated record
AAUGAAGGUCAUCACUUGUGAAAUAGCAUGGCACAACAAAGAGCCGGUGUAUAGCUUAGACUUCCAACAUGGAACUGAAGGGAAAAUCAAUCGACUGGCCUCAGCAGGAGUAGACACUGCUGUUCGUAUAUGGAAAGUGGAAAAAGGACCAGAUGGGAAAGCAAUUGUGGAAUUCUUAUCAAAUCUAGCUCGCCAUACGAAAGCAGUGAAUGUUGUGCGUUUCUCUCCCAAUGGUGAGGUUUUAGCAUCAGGAGGAGACGACGCUGUGAUUUUAUUGUGGAAAUUGAAUGAUAACAAAGAACCAGAGCCAAUAGCAUUUCAAGAUGAAGAUGAAGCUCAGCUGAACAAAGAAAAUUGGACAGUAUUUAAAACAUUAAGAGGCCACUUAGAAGAUGUGUAUGAUAUUUGUUGGACCCCUGAUGGAAACUGUAUGGCCUCUGCCUCAGUAGAUAACACAGCUAUAAUGUGGGAUGUCAACAAAGGACAAAAAGUUUCAAUUUUUAAUGAACACAAGAGUUAUGUACAAGGAAUAACAUGGGAUCCUAUAGGCCAGUACAUUGCAACUCUUAGCUGUGAUAGGGUGAUGCGAGUGUACAGUACACAGACUAAACGUGUAGCAUUCAAUGUUACCAAGAUGCCAUCAGGAGCUGAAGGGGAGGUAAGAAGCUAUCGGAUGUUUCAUGAUGACAGCAUGAAAUCAUUCUUCCGUAGGCUUAGUUUUACUCCUGAUGGCUCUUUACUUCUCACUCCAGCUGGCUGUGUUGAAUCAGGAGAGAAUGUAACAAACACUACGUAUGUUUUUUCAAGAAAAAAUCUUAAAAGGCCCAUAGCUCACCUGCCCUGUCCCGGAAAGGCAACUCUAGCUGUUCGUUGUUGUCCGGUCUACUUUGAGUUGAGACAAGCACAUAAUAAAGAUGCAGCUUCACAGAAGUCAGUCCCUGCUUUAAUAAAUCUGCCCUAUCGGUUGGUGUUUGCUGUUGCUUCAGAAGAUUCUGUACUUUUCUAUGAUACACAGCAGUCCUUUCCCUUUGGUUAUGUAUCCAACAUACAUUAUCAUACUCUGAGUGAUAUUUCAUGGUCCAGUGAUGGAUCAUUUCUUGCUAUUUCUUCCACGGAUGGAUACUGCUCUUUUGUGACAUUUGAGGAAGAUGAACUUGGAGUACCAUUGAAAGAGAAACCUGUGCUGUGUGUCACAACCCCUACUACAGCAGAGAAGAAAAUGAAGAAGAGUCAGUCACACAAGGUUGUCACCCCAGUGCCUAGGUCAGUUGAUGGAACCCCUCCGAACAGGACCAUGGAUCCGAGUAAUCUCACUCUUCAGACUAAAACACCAGCAGCAAUAGUAACCAACAAGGAUUCUUCUUCAACACCUGUUAGCAUAAAAAAUAUUCCAGUUUCAUCCUCAGAUGAGAAGAAACCCAUGCAGCCAGCCAGCCAGAGUGCUAAAGUAAACCAACCAAGGAGGAUUACUUUAAAUGCUUUACAAGGUUGGAGUAAGACGCCAAGGAGAAUAAACUUGAUUCCUCUGAAGACAGAAACUCCGAACUCAACACAUACAAAUCUAGUCUCCACACAUUCUUCCUCAGAAGCAAUUCAACAUGAGAUCCCUUCUCCCUCUGAUGAUCCUGUGCACAAUCCCCCAGCAUCGAAACGUCCCAGAACUGAUGAAACUCCUUUCUCUGCAUCGCCUGAAGACCAAACCAGCUGUAAUUCAAACAACUAAAGUCCAAAAUUUCAAAAAACUCACUGUUUGGGGGCAAUGCAAAUAGACCAGAAUGUAAAUUUCCUGUCUGCAAGUGAUAGAUUUUCAGCAGCUAAAUAGAGUAUUAAGGUGUCCUGACAUAAGGUGCUGUGGAACAAAGGUAUCUGGAGAGAAAAGACAGUUUCUGAAAAAUUGCAGCUGUGGGAAAGUUAAAUUCUGACUAUUUUCAUUAUGGCUGUAUUAGCCUUUGAAGACUACUUUCUAAACAAAAAAGUGUCAGCCACAUGAUAAAGCAUAGUGUUUUCAGGCAAUAUUGGUAUAGAAAUGUUAGGACAACCUAAGAGUCU